Messenger RNA from Aplysia californica (California sea hare), 1159 nucleotides. RefSeq names its product FMRFamide receptor-like. The transcript has a single exon. Gene Ontology annotation, molecular function: G protein-coupled peptide receptor activity. The record is from RefSeq and is a predicted model, not a curated record. Bases 1 to 1119 code for a protein of 372 amino acids. Lineage: Eukaryota; Metazoa; Mollusca; Gastropoda; Aplysiida; Aplysiidae. Gene Ontology annotation, cellular component: membrane. Gene Ontology annotation, biological process: G protein-coupled receptor signaling pathway.
AUGGAAACCUCGAGCUCAAAUCCAGAAAAUAGCACGUCUCAUUUUUUCGGCUCACCAAAAAGCACAGCGGGACUCAUCAUCGAUCAGUCUCAGGAGGCAUUCGAAGACAUCGAUGGCGCAACCCUUUCUCUCAUCGACACGGUCAUCAACUGCAUCUUGAUCAACAUCGUCAGCUUCUUCGGAACCAUCGGCAACGUUCUCAACAUCAUAGUCCUUGCCAGACACGGCUUCGCGGAGAGCACGACAAUACUUCUGAUGGCGGUCUCGGUAGCGGACCUUGUUUUCGUGUUCACGCUCUUCCUCAAGCGUAUAAUCUGUGUGGUGGCUCAAAUAGAUCCGGUCACUGCCAUUAUAUUGGACGUAACAGUUACAGGGUAUUUAUGGAUAGCCAAUCGUUUUUUCGGACUAUUUUCUUCCUCUCUGGUUGUGGCCAUCUCUAUAGAAAGAUUUAUCGCUGUGUAUUUUCCAUUUAAGGUUUCAACUUUGCUUUCGCCGAGAAAUACUUUCAUUAUUGUUGGAGUUUUAGGAGUCUCCUGGGUGUUGCUUCUUGGUCCAAUCUGGGGAAUACAGGCUGUUGAAUGGAGUUUUAACCCACAAUUUAACAUGACCUUGCCUGUGAUAGUUUUCAGUCCUGAAGCUUACAAGAACUUGUAUCAAAUAUUAGCUCUGAAUUUCAUCAUAAGUGUUAUCAGAGGCCCCAUUUCGGUCGUUGUGAUUCUAGUAUGCUCCUUUGCCAUCAUCAGAAGACUCCGAAAAGCUACCCGAAAACGAAGCAAAAUGACAUCGUCAACAACUGAAGUCACAGACGUGAAAGUAGUAAAAAUGCUCCUCAUCGUUAGUCUAGUUUACGCUUCAAUUGCCUUACCAUUGGCGGCACCGUUUUUCCUUGUCUUUCUGGCUCCCAAAUUUGUCAGUAAAGGAAACAAUAAUAUGAGCAACCUUACUCUCGUGAUGGAAACCUGCAACGACUUGCUCUACGUCAUCAACGCCUCCAUUAACUUUCUCAUCUACGUCACAAUGAGCAGCAAAUUCUACAAGACAUACAUAGGGCUCUUUUCCUGCUGCAGAGGAAGAGCUAAGUUAAAGGACGGUCAACGUAUAAACCAAAUCGUCAAAUAAGCGUUCAUGUUUUGAAAGUUGGAGUCGAAGUUAUUUUCAU